AGCGGAGCGCCGGAUCCGCAACGGCCAGGUGUGCGACGGAGGCGGUGGCGGGCCCGGCGGAAGCCAGGAGCGGCGAAGGCGACCGGGCCUGGCUCCCGCGUCCGGUGGGGCACCAUGGACGAAGCAGGCAGCUGUGCGAGCGGGGGAGGCUUCCGCCCGGGCGUGGACAGCCUGGACGAGCCGCCCAACAGCCGCAUCUUCCUGGUGAUCAGCAAGUACACGCCCGAGUCGGUCCUGCGGGAGCGCUUCUCCCCCUUCGGCGAGAUCCAGGAUAUCUGGGUGGUGCGGGACAAGCACACGAAGGAGUCAAAGGGCAUCGCCUUCAUCAAGUUCGCACGCAGCUCGCAGGCCUGUAGGGCCAUGGAGGAGAUGCACGGCCGGUGCCUCGGCCCCUAUGAUACCAAGCCCAUCAAGGUUUUAAUUGCUCAGUCCAGAUCAUCUGGAAAUCACCGAGAUGUAGAAGAUGAAGAACUUACAAGAAUAUUUGUUAUGAUACCAAAGUCCUACACAGAAGAAGAUCUACGGGAAAAAUUUAAGGUGUAUGGAGAUAUCGAGUAUUGCAGCAUUAUUAAGAAUAAAAUGACUGGGGAAAGUAAAGGUUUGGGCUAUGUUCGAUACUUAAAACCAUCACAAGCUGCCCAAGCAAUAGAAAACUGUGAUCGAAGUUUUAGGGCAAUCUUGGCUGAACCCAAAAAUAAAGCAUCUGAAUCCUCAGAACAAGAUUAUUAUAGUAAUAUGAGGCAAGAGACUUUGGGACAUGAACCUAGAAUAAAUAUGUUUCCAUUUGAGCAACAACCUGAAUUUUCAAAUUUUGACAAGAAUGACAACAGAGGCCAAGAAGCUAUCUCCAAACGCCUGUCAGUUGUAUCAAGAGUUCCUUUCACUGAAGAGCAGCUUUUCAGCAUUUUUGAUAUAGUACCAGGAUUGGAAUAUUGUGAAGUUCAACGAGAUCCUUAUUCAAGCUAUGGUCAUGGAGUGGUUCAGUAUUUCAAUGUAGCAUCAGCUAUUUAUGCAAAAUACAAGUUACAUGGAUUUCAGUACCCUCCUGGAAAUCGGAUAGGUGUUUCUUUCAUUGAUGAUGGGAAUAAUGCCACAGAUCUCCUUAGAAAAAUGGCAACGCAGAUGGUAGCUGCACAGCUUGCAUCAAUGGUGUGGAAUAACCCAAGUCAGCAGCAAUUUCUGCAGCAAUUUGGAGGAAGUUCUGGAUCACAGUUGCCUCAAAUCCAGACAGAUGUUGUACUUCCGUCAUGCAAAAAAAAAGCCCCUCCUGAAACUUCUGUGAAAGAAAGACUGUUUAUCGUGUUUAACCCUCAUCCUUUACCUUUAGAUGUAUUAGAGGAUAUAUUCUGUCGUUUUGGUAACCUGAUCGAAGUUUACCUUGUGUCAGGAAAAAAUGUGGGGUAUGCGAAGUAUGCAGAUAGAAUAAGUGCUAAUGAUGCGAUUAGUACUUUACAUGGAAAGAUCCUGAAUGGAGUCAGACUUAAAGUUAUGCUGGCAGAUUCCCCACGUGAAGAAUCUAAUAAACGACAAAGAACUUACUGAUUCUUGAGAAACAGUAACUCAAGAACACAUGGAUCCUGGGAACUGAAGGUAUGGUACUGCUAGGUGAUCAGAUAGAAAUACUUAGUUAAAAUAUGAAGUUGGCAGUUCAUUCAUUACAAUGACCAUGCUUUGACUUUAAGAUAAAAAUGACUUGUCCUCAGGGGAAUAUGCAGGUUUCACUCUACUUUGAGAAAGUUACCAGGCACUUUGAAAGUCCAUUUGUGUGAUUAUUACAGGAACAGGAAGUCCUGUGACUGUUAUACAUGAACUGCAGCCAAUAUCUGGACAUCAAGGUCCAUGAGAGUAGCUAACGUGCCAAGUGACCAAGGCCGCGACUACUGUGGCAGCCUAGAGACUGCCUUUCUGACCAUAAUGCUGCAGAAGUGGUGGAAGGUGGUGGAAGGAAGCCGCUAUUUUAGAGACUAUCUUAGGAAAAAUAUUUGUAUUUGAGAUACAAAAAUCAGAAACUGAAAAGGAAGUACUGUUUUCCACAGAAACUGGGAAAAAUAUUGAGCACAGUAGGAUAACCAAAGUGCUUACUCAGAGAUACUCUUAUGAAUCUACACUCUGAAUUUUCCUGCCUCUAUUUCCAUUUCUGAUUUUGGAGGUAAAUGAUGAAAGGAUGUUGCUACUGAUUUUCUUACUCAUACACUAUUAUCAUUUUCUAGAGUUAAUAAUACAUAGGUCACAGCCUUCUUUAGCACAGAAUUCUUAUGGAUUUUGUUUGUUCUGAUAUUUUUUUGUUUGUUUUUUAAUGCUAAAAGAAGAAUUAAAGUCAUCUACUUUAAAGUCAUCUAAUUUACUGGAAGGUCUAUGAAAAUACAUAAUUUAAUUUUUAUUGGGUUCUGAAGAUACUUUUUGCAUCCUUAUAUUAUUGCUCCAUUGACACAAAAGACUUUCUCCCUCUUAUUAGUAUAUCAGUAACUUAGGAAAUGUGUCAUCGGGACAUUUGGCAGAAGGUAGAGAAGGAGAUCACAAUAGGAUUGACUUAGGAAGAAUCUGCUGUAGUUGUCGAGAGCACCAGGACUGGCUGACGUGCUUUGGCAAUGUCAAUAUUGGACAAACAAUGU
Myotis myotis is the source of this 2612-nucleotide messenger RNA. It is a transcript of the gene RBM45, whose product is annotated as RNA binding motif protein 45. Bases 115 to 1542 code for a protein of 475 amino acids. Gene Ontology annotation, molecular function: RNA binding. Lineage: Eukaryota; Metazoa; Chordata; Mammalia; Chiroptera; Vespertilionidae. The record is from RefSeq and is a predicted model, not a curated record. The transcript has 10 exons. Gene Ontology annotation, cellular component: ribonucleoprotein complex.